UCAAUUAGUCGGCACAAAGCCACAAGACCGUCAGCAUCGCGAUUCAUCCAUACAACAUACGUAGAUAUUAUUUGUUGUUCGACGUGCAAAUAGCAUCAAAUCACAUCGAAAGUGUAAUUAUUUAUGAAUAUAUAUUUGAAGUUACCACUCAGUGUUAAAGGUUAAGUCAUUUUUAUUGAAUUUCUUCGUGCCUUAUUUUUGUGAUACAACAUUCAUAAGAAAAAGAAAAAAAAAAGAGUAAAAACUGAAAAUGCAUCUAAUUCUGUAUCUAUUACUACCGUUAGUAGUAGUGAAUGAAUUUGUGAAUGCUGGUCCCAAUACACGCGAUGUUACACAUCGGCCACAGCGUAAACAACAAAGGAAAGCGAAAUUGACGACAACAACAACGAUAGAUUCAUCAACAGCAUCACCAAGCCAACCAAGUUCCGUAACGCCAUCAACUGCAAGUGAACGUGCAAUUGGAUCGGAUUUUGUUCCACGUGAUAUCAUCAAAUUUGAAUUGGCCGAUGCAAAGGUGCCUGAUUUUGCAUCUCAACAAAGAUAUAAACAACCACAACAAACAAAUUCAAAACGUCCGCGACAACGCAAAGCACGAAGGCAUGAAAGUUCGACAAGUACUGAGGCGAUUGAAACAAGUGGCGAUGAUAAAUCAAAAGUAUCAAAUGAUCAAUCGGGCUCCGAUUCACGAGUUUUAACGAUUGCACAUCCGGUGCCGGCAUCCACUUUUGAUUCAAAACGUACGAAAACGGUUAAGCAAUUACCAUUCAGUGUUCAAAAAGCGAUAAAUCAUGCAUUGAAACAGGAUUACAAUAUUCCUUUUUUAGACACCAUUAAGUACUAUUUCAAAGAUCCAACGCCAAAAACAAAGCAAUUCAUUGGUGUUGACCGCCUGCCAGCAGGAGCAAAAUUGUUGAGUGAUAGCCGAAUAAAACAAUGGUGGCAACCGCCACCCGGAGUAAAAUCAACAUUGGCACCGGUUAGUUAUACAAAGAUUAGCCCAACCACGGUCAAACCAACCAGCGUUUCAUCGACAUUCGUUAAUGAUUAUGUUGCAUAUCCCUUGUUACGCGCAUAUCCCGUUCAAUAUUCGAUGAAUGUUGCAUCGGAUUUGGUAAAUGGUGUAGGAUUUUUAUAUGGAGAUCGUAUUUUUUCGAAACCUUAUACAUAUCAGAAAAAUGUUAGUCCAGUCACAACUGUUGCGGCCGAUGUUAAACCAGUCAAUGAACCGAAGCCAUUUGGUGAUGAUGACAUUGUAAAUGGGGUGUAUCGCACCACGCAAACGAGUAUUUUAUCCACAUCACCGGUUAUAUUUCCAACAUCAACGGAAGCACCGAGAACACAAACUUUUGUAAAAAUUUAUUCAGCUGAAUUACCCGAACGGAUUCCAACAAAUCCAGACACGGGCAUCGCAUUGACAAACGACAAAAAUACCAUUCAUUUGAUAAAUAAAGCGAUCAAUGAUAUAAAAAGGCAUAAUCCACAUUUGAACGUUGUGCCAAAGCGACUGGAAAAAGAUGAGCUAGUUGUGCAUGUUACACCCAAACCGGAGUAUUUUUCCAAAUCAACAACUGUCAGCUCUUUGCCAUCAUCAACCGCCAGCCUUCCAGCGUUUAUAAAUCAUUCAACUAAAGACUUUUCCUCUGUCACCGAUAAAAAUCUCGUCUACUUGAAUAAAGUGCUUGGAUCGCACAAAGUGAAUAAACCACAUAUUGCAGGUCACGCAUUUGUCACACAUUCGGACUCAUCGAAUUAUGAUGAUUUGGUUGAGUCUGGCUACGCAUUUGGAUAUCGAGUACGAGACUAUAAUACGGGCAACGAUUUUGGGCAUACACAAAAACGGAUGAUGGACGGAACAACAAUGGGAGAGUAUAAGAUAUUGAUGCCUGAUGGCCGAACACAAAAUGUAAAAUAUAAAGCAGAUUCAUCAGGAUAUCAGGCUGACGUUAGCUACGAUGUGUGAAAAUAAAACAACAAGCAACAAAAACCAGUAUACCAUACUAAAUAUGUGCAAUAAAAUGCUAUUCAAUUUAAAUGAUAAUAAUCCAUUCCAAAGUUGAAAGCAGACACGUCUCUGCAUCGAAACAUUUUGCACAAACACUGUGCAAAAAUUGUGCAAUAUUUUUGUUUAAAUAUCGUUUAUCUAUGUCUAUUUCUCAUUUUCACCUAAUGAUCUUUAUGUUAUUACCUGUGUAAGUGAGAUUCUCUACGAUUGUUAUACAUUCCACUUUACGUUACUCGAUGCACUCAUUCUCUAUCAACACUAGUCGAAAUUUACCAUUUUUUUUCUUAAAAUUUUAGGCAUCUUUAACUUAAAGACAUUAAGUAUGUAGCAAAUAAACAUUAUUCUUUUGCAAAGUGAUUCUAUCGAAGUGGAAAAAGUUACAAAUUGAAAGAAAAAUGAAAGAAAAACAUCUCUUUGGUUGAGUUUGUUUGUUUUAUUGUUCUUUUGGACUCCUUGUUUAUUAAAGCGAUUAUUAUUACAUAUUAUAAA
Molecule: messenger RNA, 2491 nt
Organism: Contarinia nasturtii (swede midge)
Lineage: Eukaryota; Metazoa; Arthropoda; Insecta; Diptera; Cecidomyiidae
Gene: Cpr50Ca
Exons: 7
Coding region: 251-1960 (569 amino acids)
Cellular component (GO): extracellular matrix
Source: RefSeq, a predicted model, not a curated record